AUGGAUGCCUCAGGAGAAAUGGAAAGGCUUUGUGGGUACGUUGGUGUCAGUGGACGCGUUGCCUAUGUUCCUCAGCAACCUUGGAUGCAGAAUCAGAGCAUUAGGACGAAUAUCACAUUUGGGAAGAGCUAUGAAGAAUACUUUUAUAACCGUGUCCUAGACGCCUGUUCUCUAUACCCUGAUCUUCAAAUGCUUCCUCACGGCGAUAUGACAGAAAUCGGAGAGAAGGGCAUUAACCUCUCGGGCGGGCAAAAAGCUCGUAUUUCUUUGGCGAGGGCGGUUUACCAAAAUUACGACGUCUACCUUCUCGAUGACCCAACGAGCGCUGUGGAUUCGCAUGUUGGAGCGCAGAUCUUCUCGUGUGUGAUUGGACCAGAAGGAAUGUUGAGAAACAAAACAAGGAUAUUAGUGACUAACGAACCAGCGAUUUUGGGCCAUUCAGACAAGAUUUACGUAAUGAAAGGUAGGUAUUACGGAUGGUAA
Messenger RNA from Cooperia oncophora, 483 nucleotides. The record is from the annotation of a GenBank genome assembly. Lineage: Eukaryota; Metazoa; Nematoda; Chromadorea; Rhabditida; Trichostrongylidae.